GCCUCGCCCUCCAGUUCCAAUCCAUUCUCCGACAUCGAACCAGACCAACUCAACGUCACACGUUCUUGCCGUUAAAGCGUUCUUCUCAAAUAUAGGAAGGAGUAUGAUAGAGGUUUGGUUGAGUGCUGCUCUGCUCAGCCUUGUUGCUGGAGCAGACCCUGCAGUACGAGCUGAACCUAUGGUAGCUAUGCUCUGCCCUGAACCCGGAGAUCAGGCAGCUCAACUCUUCCACAACAAGUUCCUCAGCUCCGGGAAGUGGAAGACGGAUACGGAUAUGAAGGCAACCUGCAGGAAGGACAAGGUUGAGAUACUGGAGUACUGUAAGAAAGUAUACCCGGAGAGGGAUAUAACUAAUAUCGUGGAAGCGUCCCACUUCACCAAGAUCGGGAACUGGUGUAAGCUUGGUAAGAAGAAGUGUCAAGGACCAACCAGGUGGAUUAAACCCUUCAGAUGCCUUGAAGGUCCUUUCCAGUCUGAUGCUCUCCUAGUUCCGGAGCACUGUCUCUUUGAUCAUAUUCACAACCAGACACGUUGCUGGAACUUUGAUCAGUGGAACAAGACUGCUGAGAAUGCUUGCUCCGACAGGUCGAUGAAGCUAAGAAGCUUUGCUAUGCUACUCCCCUGUGGGAUAGAUGUGUUCAGUGGAGUUGAGUUUGUCUGUUGUCCGUCCAGUUCUAAGACAAGGAAGGAGAGGGUUACCAAGGAAGAGAAGAUGGUUACUAACUCCUGGCCCGAGGAGCUCAAGCUCAAACAGAUCGAGAGUGAUUUCGAAGAGGAUGAGGAGUACUACGAGGAUGAUGAGGAGGAGUAUGAUGAAGAUGAUGAUUAUCUAGAUGAGGAUGAGUACUAUGAGGAUGAGUAUGAAGGAGAGAAGGAUCUGGGAGAUAUUCAAGUUUCUAUCCACUUCCCUAAGGAGGAAGUUACAACAACGACGACAUCAACAACAACAACCACUACAACGACGACCACAACAACCACAACAACAACAACUACAACAACUGAAGCGACAACGACAACAACUGUCAGACCAACAGCAGAUCCCUACUUUACACACUACGAUCCCCGAGAUGAACAUGCAGCAUUCAUGCAGGCGGAGAGAAGGUUUGAGGAGAGACACAGGGCCAAGGUUUCCAAGGUCAUGAAGGACUGGUCGGACCUAGAGGAGAAGUACCAGGAUAUGAGGAGUGAGGAUCCAACCUCUGCUGAGGAGUUUAAGAAGCAGAUGACUGACAGGUUCCAGAAAACAGUUCAGGCCCUGGAGGAGGAGAGUCAGGCAGAGAAGAGGCAACUGCUUGCCAUGCAUCAACAGAGGGUUAUAUCUAGGAUAAACCAGAGGAAGAAGGACGCCAUGAACUGCUACACCACCACCCUGAACAAGAACCCACCGGUUAGUCACAGAGUUCAGAAGUGUCUGCAGAAACUACUGAGAUCUAUGCACAAGGAUAGACACCACACUAUUCAGCACUACAGGCACAUGCUGGAGAUCAAUCUAGAGCAGGCAGAGAGGGAGAGAGAGAUCACCAUAGAGCACCUCGCAGAUAUUGAUCGCCUGGUUAAUGAGUCUCUUCAGAUGCUCUCCAGAUAUUCUGAGCUGAACGCUAAACUCCUUCCUCUAAUGGAGGAUUACAUUGUUGCUCUGAGAUCCCGGGAUAACACUCCCGCUCCUCUCCUCAACAUGGACAGGGAGCAUGAGGAGCAGAUGAUAAACAAUUACAAGACCGAGGCCGAGGCUAAGAUGAAGGAGAAGGAGAGCAAGGAGUCCACUGUACAGGAGACCAAAGAGAUUGAAGAGGUCGAAACCACAACCGAGGUUCAUCUUGAGACUGAUGCUCCGACUACAACCUCUCCCCAGGAGGUCACCCCGGAGGACUCGGAGAAAACCUUGAAGGUUGAGGUUCAUGCUACAGCUGUUCACCACGAGCAUCAUGUUGAACCCAAGAUUGCGCAUGCGCAAGCUCAUGACUUCUCACUGAACCAGGGCGCGUACACCGUUCGCCGGGUUCAGGUUUCAUCUAACAGCAGCAUGUACGUCAUCAUGCUCGUUGCCGGAGCAGCCCUAGUUAUCGCCGCCGUUGUCGGGGUCACUCUAGCUCGUCGUCGUACCUCCAGGUACUCCCACCAGCAGCUUGUGUCCAAGAUUGGAAAGACCAAGGACGGAUUUAUCGAGGUGGACGCAACUUCUCCGGAGGAGAGACAUGUUGCUGCCAUGCAGAUCAACGGAUACGAGAAUCCAACCUACAAAUACUUCGAAGUUCCCUCUGCGUAAUCCUCCAACCUCAUCAACCAAGACUCUGUACAGUGAAGCUUGACGGCUUUAAACCGCUGAUUGGCGUUGCUUAAUUUUUGUCCCGUGAUGUUCUUAUUCAAACAGGGUGUUCCGUCUUUAACCAUGCAGGCAUUGAUCAUCUGAAUUUUUUUCUUGGGACACCCGAAAUUCCAAAAGUUUUAAAUUAAGAAAAAAUAUUUUUACUCGGAGACCUUGAGAAAAACAUGAUUUUCCCUUUGUAUGAAGCUGCUGUAACCAGAGUAUAUUUAAUACUAAAUACAUUGGUACAAUUCGUCCAUUUUAAUUCAUGUACAUAAUAUCCGUUACAAAGCGUACAUAAUAAUUUCAUUAGAAAUUAAAAAAUGUGAAGAAUUUAAUCAUUUUUGACGGAAUUCAACAACUUUCAAUCCUCUAAAAUUUUUGAAUCCUGAACAUUUUAUAGAUAUUGUGUAAACGUAAAGAAUAUAUUUCGUAAUAUAUACAUAAACACUUGUAUAUAUUAUAUAUAUAUUGAAUAAAAUACUCUCUUUAUUAAUGUUGUACAAUAUAUAAUCUUA
Molecule: messenger RNA, 2823 nt
Organism: Eurytemora carolleeae
Lineage: Eukaryota; Metazoa; Arthropoda; Copepoda; Calanoida; Temoridae
Gene: Appl
Product: amyloid-beta-like protein
Exons: 3
Coding region: 104-2266 (720 amino acids)
Biological process (GO): central nervous system development; axonogenesis
Cellular component (GO): membrane; neuronal cell body; neuron projection
Molecular function (GO): heparin binding; transition metal ion binding
Source: RefSeq, a predicted model, not a curated record